UUUAACAUCCUCUUCCAACCCAAACUAUUCUAUGAAUCUAUGGGUUUAAAGCAAACACGCUAUCAGAGGGACAUUCUGUCUAACUUCCAAGGAAUACAGUUACUCAGAUGAAACUUAACUCUACUUUAGCUUAACUCAAAAACAUUCCACUUUUUGUAACAGUGACCACUCCUCGUAUCAGGAUGGGCUCCUGCCCCGCUGCCCUCCUGACUGGGACAACCAUUAUCCCUGCCGUGCCCAGACUCACUCGGUCGCCCACUCCCACCGUCGCUUGCUCCAGGAGCACCAAGCCAGGGCUGGGGGCGCAGCUUUGCCCCCCACUCUUUUCCUGGAAGCGGCCCCCGCGAGCGGCCGGCUGCCUCAUUUAGCUCGUUACUGGCUAUGGAGAUGCGCACAAAGCAGACGUUCCUUCUGCAGAUUAAAAAGCUCUCAGCACAGCAGCCCUCGUUACCGCUAAUGCCUUCCCAGAAGUCCUGUACUGCAACCCUGCACGCUGCAAACAGGCCCUAAUGAGUUGGGCUGAGGUCUCACUCAGGGGCUACGUCAGCCAAAGGCCGGAGGGACCGAGUCCCAGUCCCUCCCGGGCUGGGGAUGCAGAAGCUGGGAGGAUCAAAAUGCUCAGCCACAGGAGUGGGGCUGGUUGGGGCACUCAACACCCACCUGGGCUCUGGGAAUGGUAAAGGAAGGAGCGGGGCUGCCAAGACUGUCUCAAACACUGAUGAGUCUACAUCCAGUGCAGGAGGCAGCUGGGGGCUGUGCUCUGAUGACCCAGCUGGGUGCUGAGUGCUUCCUGCAGCUGGGGACCAAACCCCUCUCAUGAUUUAUCUCCCCAUUUCCUUGCAGGGCUUCAGCCGCCCAAGGACAUGGGCAUUUCCAAAGGAGCCCAGAUGAGCUGCUAACCUGGGGAUGGGCAGGCUGUGGGCAGGCAGAGGGGGAUGCUGGCAGGGAAGCAGAGGAGGUGGCAGCCCCUAGGAUGUUGGGUGCUCAGGCAGUUUGGGACCCUGUGUGUGCAUCUGGGAAUUCAGGUGGCAAGGUGAUUCCUUUCUGUCUUCUGGCACUGAGGUUUGUAGGAAACAGCUCUCAGGUCUGCUGCUGUUGGUAGAGGAGAGGACUGCGGAGGUUCUGUGAAUGAGCAGCAUCUCCCGUCGCAGCCUCUUUUGGCUUGCUUCCCUGCCUGGCUCUUCAUCGUGAAAGGCCCAGGAGUGUUGAGGUCAGGUCCUUCUCCUGAUGGGGAGCUGGGUGCUGCAAGCUCUUAUCCUUUUGGGUAAUUCCCUGUUGUACACAUGCCAACGCUGCUUGAAACCCUCUGUUCAAAUGGCUGGAACAGGCACGUGGUGUGCUGGGAUGCUGCAGCUGAUAGUCCCCUGCAGCCCUGGCCGGGAGAGGCUGCAGAGAUGUUGCCUACACCAGCGCUGGGCCCAGUGGCUGCGGGGCUGUAGCUGCAUCAGGCUUGCUGCAGCUCCCUUUGUGUUUUGGAUUGUUCUUUAAAGGUCUCAGCACCAAGAAGCUCAAGGAUCUACAUAUGGUGUCUAUAAAAGCCAGUGUCGGGGCUGGGGAGAACAGUGGAGCUAGUUCCUUCCUUCCCAUGGUGAAGUUCCCUUCCUUCCCUUCCUCCCCUGAGAGCACUUGGCUCUGGGGAGCUGCAGAUUUUCUAAAGGAGAAAUGAAAAGAGAGAUGUGGUUAAUAGAGGUGAGAGCCUGAAGAAUCUGCAGAUGGUGAGCGGUCAGGAGUGGAAGACUUCUGGAGGCUCUGGACUGUGUGUGGACACCUGCCAGGAGCUGUGGGUGGGCAAUGUUCCCUUUGAAAACCGUUAGAGAGCUUGGCGUGUCUUGGACAAAACGCCUGCUGCCCUGGUGUUUAACUGGGAACUGAGAGAUGUCCUCAAGCCGCAGCCUUGGCGCUGCUUAGGCAUGACUGGAAAGGCAAGCGGCCUGGAAGGGUGGUGGGGAUUGCUCCGUGGCAUUUGGGAUCAGUGGGGAUCUGUUCCUCCCCGCAUCCAUGCGGGGUGCAGAGAUGGAGUCCCCCCUCCCGCCUAUCACCCUGCUGCAGUGUCUCUGUCCAGACAAAGCCCGUUUCCAGAGAAGCCCACCUACUUGGUAGUUAGCGAAGUCAUGUGGCUGCAGCACUUAAUUAAUAAAAAGCCAAUAUAAAUCCCAGUAAGCAUGUGGGGAGGAGGACAUCGAGGCAGACAGCAGUAGCGGCGCUCCUGGCGAGCUCAGUGGAGCAGCAAGCAGCAAGUCUCCUCUGUGCUUGAAGAGGUUGUUCCUCAGGACCAUGCUGAACGUGGUGCUGCUGUGCUGCGGACUGCUGCAGGGGCUCCAGGCCAUCCUUGCUGCCGACCUUGGCCGUGGCCAUCUGCUAAAGGCAAGUGGUGGGCUGGAGGGAGCUGACAGAGCCCACUAUUCCAGCCUGCUACGGAAAGUCAAGGAGGUGUCUGCAGAGCCAGCGGGAGCUCUCCCCAGGAUGGGGUUCGAGCAGAUGGCCCUGGAGGUCCAAGAAGCUGAUGGUGACCUUGUGCAGAGAGUUGGCAUGCUGGAACCACAGCAGGCAUCGUCCACAGAACUGCUAGCUGCGGGCCGUGAGGAGCGCUCCCCUCGCCGCUGCGUCCGCCUCCUGGAGUCCUGCCUCGGGCACCAGGUCCCCUGCUGCGACCCCUGUGCCACCUGCUACUGCCGCUUCUUCAACGCUUUUUGCUACUGCAGGAAAAUCAGCACUGGUUUCCCGUGCGGCAAGAACUAGCGCCUGUGCCCCAGGGCCACCUGCUCCUCAUCCAUGCGUGCUGCCUCCUCCUUUGCAGCUCUAA
Molecule: messenger RNA, 2803 nt
Organism: Cuculus canorus (common cuckoo)
Lineage: Eukaryota; Metazoa; Chordata; Aves; Cuculiformes; Cuculidae
Gene: AGRP
Product: agouti related neuropeptide
Exons: 4
Coding region: 2275-2739 (154 amino acids)
Biological process (GO): positive regulation of feeding behavior; adult feeding behavior; neuropeptide signaling pathway
Cellular component (GO): extracellular region
Molecular function (GO): neuropeptide hormone activity; type 1 melanocortin receptor binding
Source: RefSeq, a predicted model, not a curated record